GGAAGAAAAGACACACUGGGAGAGAUCAGAGCGUACUUCGACUCUGUUGCGAUCAGCACGACUGUCGAGCUCUGAAAUAAUGUGAUAGAAGAGAAAAAGCGGGAUUACUUCUUCUGGGAGGAACCAGUUUUUCCACUUGAUAUGGAAUACAAGACUGUUCAGACGGAAACAGUUACAGCUCAGCCUCCUCCUUAGUUUUUGCUGAAGGAAUCAACUUGGAAAUAUCAAGGGAUUUUUUUGUUUUUCUGGUGAUUGUCAUUCUGGGCCCUCUUGACUCGGCACGUAGGGCGCUGAAGAGAUUUGGGGUCAAAGAAGAAAACUAGAAAGGCUGUGAUUGACAGCUAUGACCAGUUCUGUUGCAUUACUGAUGGUUCCAGUCAGAGGUUGACAUUUACAGCUGCAGCCUCAAGAAGCUCUGAACUGUUGUCCAAAGUGACACUUCUCCAUAGCAUAGUCAAUCAGAGAUAUUUACCCAGACAUCGCAGGUUCAGCCAUGCGCCUCCCGUCGGUCCACUUUGACCUCCUGCUCCUGCUGGCUGUGCUCCUGUUGUGGGGACCUCUGGGGUCCAGGGGCCAGAAUGACACAGAGCCCAUCAUCCUGGAGGGGAAGUGUUUGGUGGUAUGUGACUCCACACCUUCGUCUGAGCCCGCCGGCAAUGCCCUGGGCAUGUCUGUUCGCUCCGGCUCUGGCCGAGUGGCCUUCUCUGCCAGCCGCCAGACCAACCACGAGCCCACAGACAUGAGCAACCGCACCAUGAUCAUCUACUUUGAUAACAUUCUGGUUAACGUUGGGACUCAUUUUGACCAAGAGAGCAGCGUCUUCCUGGCACCCAGGAGAGGGGUGUACAGCUUCAACUUCCAUGUCGUGAAGGCCUACAACAGGCAAACUAUCCAGGUCAGUCUGAUGGUGAACGGCUGGCCGAUGAUUUCGGCUUUCGCUGGGGACCAGGACGUGACCAGAGAAGCUGCCACCAACGCCGGCCUGGUGAUCAUGGAGAAGGGGGACAAGGCCUACCUCAGACUGGAGAGAGGCAAUCUGAUGGGAGGCUGGAAGUACUCCACCUUCUCUGGGUUUCUGGUUUUCCCCUUGUGAGGAAGGCGGCAGGUGACGCGAAGUUGAUAGGUGAAGAAUUUGACAGAACAAGAGUGAGAGUCAGUGAGAGAAACAUAAGGAGGUGGUGGAAAGUCUUCAAUCUGUAGCUCUACACAGCACGAGAGGGAGACUUUAUGCAAAAAUAAGAUAAAGAUUGUACAAAAAUUCUCACCUGAGACCAAAAGAAACGUAUAAAAAAGAGGCAAACACAAUAAGUAAACAUGAAUUGUCUGUGGAAUUUAUUUGCUCUGUUUCUGUGUAUCAAUACAUGUUGGGUUUGUAUAAGAGAUAUUUUAAUUGUGACCAAAUUCUAAAAUAGCCAUGUGCAAUGUGGGCUUUUGUGCUAAGAAUAUGUGAAAGCCUUUUUUUCCUCUCUCAUACAACAUGCUUAAAACACUGCUGUGCUCCACAUGGCAUCUUGUCUAGCUUCAAACGAACCGUAGUGUGCUGUAUGACUGAUGCUCCUCUAUAUGCCUGUUAGUAUCCUCCAACAAAUGUUUAUUUACAGAGAAAUUUCUAUUGAGAACAAAGAAUUAAAAUAAAGCCAUCUAAAUUUG
Molecule: messenger RNA, 1650 nt
Organism: Acanthochromis polyacanthus (spiny chromis)
Lineage: Eukaryota; Metazoa; Chordata; Actinopteri; Pomacentridae
Gene: cbln12
Product: cerebellin 12
Exons: 4
Coding region: 494-1093 (199 amino acids)
Cellular component (GO): glutamatergic synapse; synaptic cleft
Molecular function (GO): protein binding
Source: RefSeq, a predicted model, not a curated record